This is a messenger RNA of Chrysemys picta bellii (western painted turtle), 3760 nucleotides long. The record is from RefSeq and is a predicted model, not a curated record. Lineage: Eukaryota; Metazoa; Chordata; Testudines; Emydidae.
GAGCUGCGCACAAAGGCGGGGAGGAGGCCGGGCCAGAGGAGCGGCGUUGACACCCAGAGCCCCGCGGCGGAGCUGGCUGGGGGCGGGGAGGCUCUGCACACGCUCUCGCUGCCAAGGGAGAGGGGAGCCCGGCGGCCUGCGCUGGCUCCUCACCCCCAGCGCUGGGGGAGCGCGUGGCGGGAGGCGGCCGCAGCCAGCCGGGGGAGGAGGCAGGGGCCGCCGACCGCGGAGCUGGAGCCCUGACGCCUGCCAUGGAGAGGAAGCCGGGCGGCGAGGAUGACUGCGUGGACUCGGGAGCCGAGACAGGAGGGGGACGUUACCUCUUGGUCUCAUCUCCCUCCCUUCUCCUGUCUUUAGGGGGAGGGAGGGAGAGCGUGGAGGGGUGCCUUUAGCCCUUGCUGCCUCUUGGCUCUGCUCAGCCUCUGGCUCCAGCAGGAUCAGAGGAGGCUGCCACCUCUCCAUCUUGUCCCAGCUGCUCUAGAUCUUUUCUGGAUCCUACAAAGGGGCUUGAAGGUCUUCUCCCGCCAUCCUUCCCUCCCAGAUCUGAGUACAGCCGCAUGUCCUCUACAAGCAGUGAACUUUCUGUGGAAGACAAUCAGGACCCUUUCCUUGUUAGUAUACAUAUCAUUGCAGACCCUGGUGAAUCCAAAGUUCUCCAGCAAGCCAUUGAUAAACUGUUAGCAUGGAUCCAUCCAGACCUCCAGUUGUUCCGAGUCUCAGAAAGACGGGUCUCAAGGAAGCACAGGAAGUCUGGUAAGGCUGCUGUUUCUCAGCCAGCCCUUGCAGUCAUUCUGUUUCUGCAGGAGGAAUAUGGAGAAGAACCAAUCUUACAGCUCCAUGAAACCUUUCAGAGACCACCUUGGCAUUACCACCAUACAGAACGAGUGCAAGGCAAGUUCCUCCCUUACAUGCCAUGCAGUCAGGACUUCUUCACUUUGGCCCAUGGGACCCCUUUGUGGGCCAUCCGCCCAGUGCAUUAUGGGAGAGAAAUUAUCCGCUUUGCCAUAUACUGCAGGAAUGAAAACUUUAUUGACAUUAUGAAACUGUACCAGUUAAUCCUGAAAAGACCGGUGUGUCAGAAAAAGGCGGAUUUUUGUGUCUUUCCUGUCUAUUCUAACAUGGAUAUAGACAUUCAGUUCUCUUUAAAAAGACUCCCUAAGGGCCAGAUUCCAACCCCUACAGAGUCAGCGGUGCUGGAAUUCCGAGUAGAAGAUGUUGGACAGCUUGUUCCUCUCUUGCCCAAUCCUUGUAGCCCAAUCAGUGAAGGCAGGUGGCAAACAGAAGACCAUGAUGGGAAUAAGAUCCUCUUGCAGGUGGAAAUUUCCUUUCUUCUGUCAACAUGCAAAACGUUAACUAGCAGCCCUGGAUUCUUCUCAUCAGAUCAGGCACGUAUUUGGUAUAGGAAGUCUGCUAAGCAGAACAAGCUUCAUUUCCCAUCUUCAAGGGAUUCCCGUUUCACUCCUUCACCAAGCUACAUUUCUCACAGUCACAGACCUGCCCCUGAUCAAACUAGUGAGCAUCUGAACUCAGCUGGUCAAAUCAAGCUGCAUUGGGCAAAUGGCCUUGGUCAGUACCUUGGCAUCUCCCAGCAGGACUUGAGAAAUGGUGACCGAGGAGACUUCACCCGAAGAUCCAGUAGUGCCUCCAGCAUUUCAUGGUCAUUUCAGCGAAGCAAGUCUCUGUUCUGCUUGCCCACAACAAGCUCCUCUCCGGCCUCUGACUCCUUUAACUUUAGUGAACCAUUUCAGAAUUUAAAUACUGGGUCAUCUGUGAACAGGUUAAAAACAUGGAGAUGCAGCCCUAAGCUUAACAUUGAGGACUUGGAGGGUUCACAGGAGACUGAUGUCGACACAGGGAUGAAGCUGUCCUUCUCAGAUCUGUCUGUGGUCUCAGCCUACUCUACCUUUAAUGGAUUUUGCAGUGAUUUGGAAGCUACUCUUCCCUCACAAAGGCAAAGUGUCAGUAUAUCUAAACAGGCUGUCUCCAGGGGAAGGCCGUUGUCAGCCAUGUGCAGUACCCUUGAGCUCCCUAGUGGUUCACUUCCAUCUCUCUCCGAGUGGUCUUCCAGCUCUUUCUUGUCAUCUUCCGCAUCCCCUUUAGCAUCUCACUGCCAACUCAGACAGUCACCAAGAGCAACCCCUUGUUCUCUGAACGAUAGGAAAACAACUGGCAGCAUUCAUCCAGGCUCUCCAACCAACGAGGAGGAAUUCUACAUCUGAGCUUUCUCCAUGCUGAACCUUUUAAUGUAAAUUUGUGCGUAUGUGAAUUACAGCAGUGCAUUUCCACCAUCUGAGCUGGCAAGUUCCUUGCUUCUUCCUGAGGGGAGGGUGUUACAUCAUUAAAUGUUGUAAAUGUUGUAAAAGGUUCCCACACACCACUGUAAUGGGUGCCUCAUAAAUGUGUAUUAUAAUAUCAGGUGAGAUUGUGUCCACUGGAUUCAUGUGAAGGGGAACCUCGAUGUGUAGCUGUGCAGGUAGGAGGUUUGUGCUCAGUGUCCUUCAGCUCUGGCGAAGGGGGUUUGGGAGACUGACCCUUAGCAUGUAGAGCAGGAAGUGCCCAGGGAUGCACAUGGUAACCCACCUUCCCCUGACAAGUAUCUGUAAAGAUGCUGAAAAGAAAAUACAACCUCAAGCUGCAUUAACUUUUCUGAGAAGCUCUCCACGCUGGCAAACCCUUCCCCACCUCCUUUAUGAGGUUCCAGAGGCAGCUAUGAAAAGGGCCGACCCUAGCAACAUGACUCCAGUAGAGCCAGAUAAGGAGGCUGAGGGCCCCAGAACCAUUGUAGAGGCACAAGCCUCCAGCUGAUCUUUGAGAAUCUGCAGAUUCGGGGAGAGAACGUCCUGUUUGCUCCAUGGGGAAGAAGGAACCCGCACCAUAUCCCCAAUCUGAUGGACCGGUUUUGGGAAAAUGCCAAGAGGGGAACCUUGAGGAGUUUUUUCUCCCCAUCUCUCCCUCCUCCCUCCCCCCCAGUCAAAAGUGUUUUUCAUCAUAUGGGAAGGGAGCAGGGCGACUCAUUGUUAAAAAUCCACUGCAGCUCCCUAUUUUUAGGGGUUUGUUAUUUUGGUUGUAAAAAAUUCACCUCAAACAUAAACAUAGUAUUGGUGGUCCCAGACCAAUUUCUGUGUAAAACAAAUUUCUUGCCAAACUUGUCUGAAUUUUUAAUUUAUCUAAAGGGAAAAACAUGUAGAAUUGUACUGGCCUUUUUAUCAAGUUACAUUUUGGCAAGUUGUUACAGUAUAAUGUGGCAAGCUGUUAUGGUGUAAUUACUUUUGAUAUUUUGGAAAAACGUUUACAUGGAGAAGCCAUUAGUCUGAGAAAUGGCUAAGUACCUUUAUAAGGAUUUUUACCAUCUAUUUCAAACUUUUCUGACAAUAUAUCUCUGUGUUAAACACUACUGACACUGAUUGUUGUUCUGGUCUAGGCACUAAGAACAUUACCUGGUUUAAAGUAGUGUUUACAAAUCUGUAUUUAAUAAUAGACAGGUACAGCUACAGAAGAUCCACUCUGAUCAGUCAGUAAAUAAAACUAGGGAGGAAGAAUGAUCUUGUGUGUAUUACUCUGCAGCGUUACUCAGAACAAUACUAUUCAUUUUAAAACAGCCUAAAUAAAUAGUUACAUAAGAGAGUGGAACAGCUCCAAAAACCUCCAUUCUAACCCCCAACUAAAUAUACAGUUUAUACUAUUCCACUAACCGUCCUUAAAAAAAAAAAGCAGUCUGGAAGAAAUAAAUAUAAAAUCAUUCUGUUUAAACACCAUUAAA